Molecule: messenger RNA, 2455 nt
Organism: Pseudo-nitzschia multistriata
Lineage: Eukaryota; Bacillariophyta; Bacillariophyceae; Bacillariales; Bacillariaceae
Source: the annotation of a GenBank genome assembly
GGAUUGCUGUCACUCACUAUCUACUCGUGAUUUACUACGUGGUACUGUCUCACAAGCACAACCAAUGUGAAAUAUUGAUAAACCUGGACACCAAUUCGAACGCAAAUUUCGAGCCUCACACAAAUCGAAAAAUCCGAAACGAAGUUCAUGUUCCCGAUUCCCAUGCUCUACGAGUACCAGCACAAGGAACAUGACUGAUUCGGGAGAAGCCCUUCUUUGUCUAAUCACCGGGCCUUCUGGAUCAGGAAAGACGUCUCUCGCAUUGGAGGUUCAGAAGCGUCUCAUAACGGACGAGAGAAUAACAGAAACUGAACUCGCCACGUCCGUGGUUGUGAUCCAUCAGGACAAUUACUUCACAAAACCAUUUCUUCCGUACAAAGAUCGAACGGACGAUUCGUACGAAAACAGCUCCGGAAUCGAUUGGAAUCGCCUCGUGGCAGACAUUGAAUCCCAUGUCAUGUUGUGUUCUCAAAGUUUGCGGAAGGACAAUGCUGACACAAAUGGUUUUGGCACCGAGAACAAAACAAGUAUGAAAAAAAUCAUCAUCGUGGAAGGCCACCUCUUGGGGGAUGCCGCUGAAAUCCUUCGAGAGAGGUUCCUCGACGAUGAAAAGAUCUUGGGAAGUCCUGCUAUCGGCAAUGCCUACCUUGAUGCUCGUGUUCGCGUUGAUAUUCUGGCUGUUCUGUUGGUUGGUUGCUCUCCCGCAACCUGCAAGCAACGGAGGCUCCAGCGACGAAYGGACCGAAGCGAYGACGAAAGAAUCCAGCUGGCGGAGUACAUCGACGCCUACGUAUGGCCUAGUUUUCUAACGUACGGAGUCGAUGCGACGAAAAAGAUGAAACGGGAACUAGGGGUUGGGGAUCUCUCUGGUUCGGAUUCACAAUCACUGCAACACAGUGCUUCGUCAUCCUCUAGUUUCUUCCUUGAAAUCAACAACUCGGGAACUUCAAGGCUUAGCGCAAACGYCGGAAUCAUCUCGAAGAAAAUCGAGGAAAUUAUUCUCUCMGACCGAGAAGGAGGCAUAGUUAGGUAGAUGGGUGAGAAUUUGAUUUCACUAUUUCAUCUGGAUGGAAAUCAGGAUUUCGCAUGGUGACAAAAUAGAAGAGAGGAUUCUUUUCCGUGAAAGUAGCUAGCAAGGCAAGCGAAUCCAUGAGAAAAUUAAAUAACUUGCCAUGUUGAAUGGAGUUUACGCAGUGAUCGGGGUACCGAAUACAGAGCACCGGUGUGAACAUCAACAGUUCUUCCACUGUUUGUGAUAUCCAUAAACAGUAUAGUGAAGGAAUCAAUCAAAGGAGCAAAAACAUCAUUCGGUAGAGUGUGGUCGAGAGGGGUGGGAUAAGAGAUAUUUCACAAACUCCGGCCAAACGGUAUGAAGAGUGGGAACAAUAACGACAGCAUCAAUAGACCCAUGGUACCAUUCUACGACCAAACCUUUGAGGUAGCAACAACGUUUACCUGUAAGAAUGCGCCGGGGCAGAACAAAAAGACGAGKCAACAAGUUCUACAUUGGUGUAUUAUUGGAUAGCGUUCUGUUGUUGCCGGUCUUGCCAACAAUUGCAAGUUGUUUGAUGCGUGCGGAUGCCAACAUCGAGUGACAGAACAGGUGUCACUGAAUCAACGAAUGCUCUGCAUGUCUCCAUGYCCAACAACUGAAUCGACUGCCUUGCUUCUUGUUGCGAGAAGAACAGAAUCUGACAUUGUGCCUCAACGCUGUAAGAUACUGCUUGUACAGCAGUGCGGAUUUCAUGGUCGUGAAAUAUACUAAGAGUCGGCGUUCUUAGUAUUCUUUUGCUGCUUUCUAAGCAGAAUGCCAAGCAGUAGUGUCGAAACAAAAUUGACGAUUUGAAUCCAGAACCAACGUGUUCUUGCAUCCAUGCAUUCAUAGAUGUACAAUUCUAUGUCAUGCUGGUUGUUCUUGCUCAAAGUGGUCCAGUGAUCCCAAGGAAGCUAUGGUACAGAAACUGAAAUAACGAACAGGGACAAUUCCAAUGGAACGGAGAUAGACGGUUCUUCUUUGCAAGCUUGACUGAAGAGGAGAGUUGCUUCUUCUAAUAUUUCUGUGGAGGUCUUCUUGGAGGUAAUACAGGGAGUAGCAGUUGCUGAGGUCUAACAGGGCCCAGUAGUUAAGUCUUUUAAUGGGAGGGCCAAGCAGGCAGCUCCUUAACGUAGGCCAGCGUCUAUUAUUGUAACUAUUCUUGGAAUUGAUUUCUAUUUUGAUUUUAUACCAUUGGGUGAUUCCUAUUAUUAUAGAUGUGCUAAACUGGUAAAUUUAGCACUUUUAUUACUUAUAUUAUAACAGGAAUCAAUUUUUCAAUGGACAGACAACAAGGAAGGCAGGCUUCACUCAUCUCUUUUUUGCAAUCUGGAAUCUUGACUAUACUUCAACGUAAUGCRAUAAGGCAAUGUGGUUCUUACAACAAUAGGACAUUGCCAUCAAUCAAUACAAUAGCGACUG